AGGUUUUCAAGUCCUUCCCUUUCCACAUGCUAAAAUAUCUGCUACUUUGUAACCUCAUAUCCAGUGCCUACUGCUUCGUCUGUAAGGAUCAGAACAAUGAGCCGGUGGAGUGGUUCGCUGUAUACAAAAUGCCCAUGGAAAACGCGGACAAUUCUGUACCAGGAAUACAAAAAGGUGUCGCAUGGUACUAUGUUGACUCCAACAACAAGGGAGCUCUAACACCUUCACAGAAAACUCUGGAUGAUAAGGACCAGGCUAUUGCUUACACUCUCAACCAGUAUUAUGCGAAGCAGUUUGAUUCCACUAUCUUUCACGUUAUGUACAAUGAUGAGCCAUAUAACUCUACAUCUCCAACACUUCUCGACGCCCUUAUGAGCAAUCGAGCCGAAUUGCCUACCAUACAGUUCGGACACACCAAAGGCACUAUCUUCUUUGACAGUACCAGUGGUGUAUGGCUAAUUCACAGCGUUCCGAAAUUCCCUCCACCAGAUCACUACGAGUAUCCAGCUACCGGACACGAUUACGGACAGACGAUGCUAUGUCUUAGCUUCAAUUAUGCUGCUCUAGAAGGCAUAGCUACUCAGCUAUACUAUAACAAACCCGAUAUCUAUUCUUCACAGCUUCCUACGAAAAUGGCAGCUGAUUUCCCAGUCUUGGCACAGGUUAUCGCUGGCAAAUAUAAGCAAGGAGAGCCUUAUUUCAACACCCUAACUCUGACAACUAUCAAUGGACAAAAGUUUACCUCAUUUGCAAAAAGCAAUCAGUUCAAUAACGAUCUCUACGACGGUUUGGUUGCUCCUAUUCUUCAGACGGACCUUAUCGCGGAGACAUGGCGACGAGGAUCGGAGAUACCUCUAUCAUGCACCACCGCCUAUCACACUAAUGAUGCUUUGGAAAUACAGGUUGGUUCGACCUCGGAAUUCAAGUACACGAAAGACCACUCGAAGAUGGCAAGGUCAACAGAUCCUACCAAGCCUUGGGUGUGUAUCGGAGACAUCAACAGAAUGACAUCGCAAUAUGUGCGAGGAGGAGGUACCACAUGUAUAUCGAGCACGUUCCUAUGGAAAGCGUUCAACGUCAUCAAAGAUGAAAAUCAUUGUUGAGGAGUAUAGCAGCCAUUGAGACUCUGAUUUAAAGCAGUGAGAAAGCACCGACUGAUGCUUUGUAUAAAGCGGAUUCUAAUGA
Molecule: messenger RNA, 1185 nt
Organism: Cylicocyclus nassatus
Lineage: Eukaryota; Metazoa; Nematoda; Chromadorea; Rhabditida; Strongylidae
Source: the annotation of a GenBank genome assembly